UUUCCGACUAAAUCUCAUUUUAGUCAAACUGGUUGAUCGACAUUGCACCACGUCCUUAUAGAAAACAAAAUACAGAACAGCACUCGGCCGUAGUUCCUGCUCGUGACCUUAAGUAAUUGCCCAACUUUAAAAUCGGAACUAAGAAACUGGUAACAGCUUGGAACGCUGCAUUAGAGAAUUUCCGUAUACAGACUGGUGUGGUCUAGGCAUAGGGUCUAGGCUAGGCUAGGGCAGUGCGACAGCGUCUUAUUGACAUUUUGGCACUUGAAAGACUAUUUAUGAAAGUGCAUGUGCUCUUUAUCGGUUUGUAGGAACUGUUCUGACAUCGUAAUAAAUCACUUAACAAUCAGUAUGUUACUGACAAUGUCACAAGAUCGCUCCAGAGCAUUUUUGAGAAUAAGCGUCUGUAACGUCUGAGUGAAAUGCGACAGACCGCGCUGUCCAAGUGCUCCCUGAACUACUUACACCCUUGUUCCAGGAGGUAGCCGUUAAGCAAGACAAGUCAGGCCCAAGAUGUUGAGAAGCUGGGGACUCAUCGGUGGAAUAGUGGCAGCCAUGGCAGCUGGUGUUUAUGUAUUGUGGGGACCUAUUUCAGACAAAAAGAAGAUGAGAAAAGGUUUAGUGCCUGGCUUGUUGAAUUUGGGGAAUACUUGCUUCCUGAAUGCUUUACUUCAAGGCUUGGCAUCAUGCCCCUCCUUUAUAAGAUGGCUUCAGGAGUUUUCAGAAAGAGGGCAGGGCAGGCUUGAAAGGGGGCUGUCCACAACUCUGCUGCAGCUGCUCAGAGCUCUGUCCAGCCAUAAUCCCAUAGAUGAUGAUGUUUUGGAUGCCGGGUGCCUCCUAGAUGUCCUAAGACUCCACAGAUGGCAUAUCAGCUUAUUUGAAGAGCAGGAUGCUCACGAGCUCUUCCAUGUUCUUACUUCCUCACUGGAGGAGGAGCGUGAUCCCCAGACCACAGUCAUCCAUUUGUUUGAUAUGGAAUCUCUGGAGAGUUCCUCAGAAUCAAGAGAAAAUAGUUUAUCCUGUAGAGGUCGAGGACCACUGCAUUCCAUUCCAAAUCUGUGGAGGAACCAGCACCCUUUUCAUGGCCGGCUUAUGAGUUAUAUGGCGUGCAAGCAUUGCAAACAACAGAGCCCAGUUCGAUAUGACUCAUUUGACAGCCUAUCCCUCACUAUUCCCUCAGUGCUGUUGGGUCGAACCAUCACUUUAGACCAGUGUCUGCAACAUUUCAUCUCAUCAGAAACCAUCAGAGAAGUGGAAUGUGUAAAUUGCACAAAGAUGCAAGCAGCUGAGUCUUUGAAUGGUGAAAGUCAGAGGACAACUUUCAUUAAGCAGCUGAAACUUGGCAAGCUCCCCCAGUGCCUUUGCAUCCACUUGCAGAGGUUGACUUGGUCCAGUGAGGGCACACCUAUCAAGAGGCAGGAGCAUGUACACUUCACAGAGUAUUUGUCCAUGGAUUGUUAUAAGCACAGUGCUUCAAGCCUCCAGCAGACAAAUGACAUUACCCAAUCUGUUCAUUCCCAGAACAGUGCCAUAGAGUACAGCAACUUAAAGCCUGGGUCCACAGGACCCUUUCCUUCAGUUUUUCUGCAUUCUCCAACUUUAAGCCAUCCAUCCAACUUCGUACAUGACUACAGGUGCUCGGAAUACCUCUUCAGAUUGACAGCAGUUGUAGUUCACCAUGGUGAUAUGCAUUCUGGACACUUUGUUACCUACAGACGUUGUCCAGCUUCUCCUCACUGCCCAUCUUCAUUCAGUUCUCAGUGGUUAUGGGUGUCUGAUGACUCUGUCCGUAAGGCCAGCCUGCAUGAGGCACUGUCAUCAAGUGCUUACCUUCUGUUCUAUGAAAGAGUCUGUAAGCCCACCCUCCAGACAGAGGAGUAGGAGCUGGUGGUCAAAGGAAGCGUGAUCAUUAAAUUAUUUUGGACCAAAACACCUUGUGUGCCACUGGGAAAAAGCCCUCCCUGUCUGUCAUGGUGUAUCAUUUCACAGAUGUACUAAUUUCUGUAAAAUCUUGUUACAUGUCAGUCUUACAAAUAUAAGUAUGCAUUACAAUUUUCACAGCAUCCAUGAUGCACGUUAACCAUUUGAACAAGUUCCCUUGUCAGGGAGAUCCGUGACCUCACAUUACCAAAUAACACUGAAACAGACAAGUAGAUCUGAGCCUACAUAAUUACCUAGGACAUGAAAAAGUUUAUUGUGCUCUUGUGAGGUAACAUGUCUACAUAGUUGUCUCAGAUGUAUCAGGCAGGCAUACUCUGUUUCUAAUAAUGUUGUCCCACAAGCCAGGCAUUAGAUUACUGAGUAUUAUGGGACAAAUUGCAUCUUAAACUGCCAAACCACAUGGGGCUAAUGGGUCUUAAACAAAUUGUCUUGACUUAAAGUCCAACCACAGAGCAUUGCUUUUGUUUGUUCUGAAAUGAAGCGUCUGAUAUGAAGUUGUUUUUGUUUAAGUAUGUUAAUUGUGGUUGCUGCAUAAUUACUCAAUUCUGACGGGACAAAUUAGUGGCACACUUAAAAUCAUUUUGAAAUCUGCACACUUUCUUCUACCAGUUCAGCAAUUUACCAUGUUAUAUUUUGUGAAAUCAGUGUAUUUUCCUUUUUACCAUUAUAGGGUAAACCUGGUCAUCUCCAUGACUGUGCAAAGUCAAAGCGCUAAAUAAACUUUUUUUAAAACAUAAAA
Messenger RNA from Alosa alosa (allis shad), 2680 nucleotides. RefSeq names its product ubiquitin specific peptidase 30 (gene usp30). Gene Ontology annotation, molecular function: cysteine-type endopeptidase activity; cysteine-type deubiquitinase activity. The record is from RefSeq and is a predicted model, not a curated record. Gene Ontology annotation, cellular component: nucleus; cytosol. The transcript is spliced from 13 exons. The coding region runs from base 514 to 1881 and encodes 455 amino acids. Gene Ontology annotation, biological process: protein deubiquitination. NCBI's taxonomy places the organism in Eukaryota, Metazoa, Chordata, Actinopteri, Clupeiformes, Clupeidae.